Sander lucioperca (pikeperch) is the source of this 2067-nucleotide messenger RNA. RefSeq names its product ring finger protein 185 (gene rnf185). Gene Ontology annotation, cellular component: endoplasmic reticulum. Gene Ontology annotation, biological process: ubiquitin-dependent protein catabolic process. Gene Ontology annotation, molecular function: ubiquitin-like protein conjugating enzyme binding; ubiquitin protein ligase activity; metal ion binding. The transcript has 6 exons. Bases 417 to 998 code for a protein of 193 amino acids. The record is from RefSeq and is a predicted model, not a curated record. Lineage: Eukaryota; Metazoa; Chordata; Actinopteri; Perciformes; Percidae.
GGGCUGCCCCCAGGAUCGGUUAGCGUACGUAGCGCUACGGAUGUGUGAUGCAACCAGAUGUCAGGAUUUUUCUCAACUUCUCGCAACAAGUUUUGUUUUUUAGUUAGAAAAUCACAUUUAGAACCAAACUUUGGACACCGCUGCUGUAUCUGUCGUUCGUUGCUUUGUCAGACGGUAAAACUGUCUGUUUUCUUCGUCGCUUGCUAACGAUAGCAACUACUUAACGACACUAGAUGGGAGCUCACGUUAGCUAGCAGUCGGUCGAGUUGUUUAUAUUAAGCUCAGUCUCUCGUCUUCUCCUCUUUGCUAGCUACAAACCGUCAUCUACUGGGUCCCCCUAUGUACUUAUUUUGAAACACUGUGUGCCAGCAGAGUAAUUCCACCUGUACCCUCUUGCUGAGCGGAUUUAUCUGUAAAUGGCCACCGCUGCCCCCCCUCCAGCUCCUGGCUCUACUGCGGCCACUGAAAACCCAAGUCCCGGAUCCAGCAGCUCGACAGCGGCCGACAGUGGCAACCAGGACAGCACUUUCGAGUGUAAUAUAUGCCUUGACACCGCCAAGGAUGCAGUGAUCAGCCUGUGUGGACACCUUUUCUGUUGGCCUUGCUUGCAUCAGUGGUUGGAGACCAGACCCAACAGACAAGUGUGUCCAGUGUGUAAAGCGGGCAUCAGCCGAGACAAAGUAAUCCCCUUAUAUGGACGGGGAAGCACUGGUCAACAAGACCCCAGAGAAAGAACACCCCCUCGACCACAAGGGCAGAGGCCUGAGCCAGAAAACCGUGGUGGCUUUCAAGGGUUUGGCUUUGGAGAUGGAGGUUUCCAAAUGUCAUUUGGAAUCGGUGCCUUUCCAUUUGGUAUUUUUGCUACAGCAUUUAACAUCAAUGAUGGCAGACCUCCUCCAGCAGCCCCUGGGACACCACAGCACAUGGAUGAACAGUUUCUGUCUCGACUCUUCCUGUUUGUCGCUCUGGUGAUUAUGUUUUGGCUGCUGAUUGCAUAAAUGCAUGGAAAGACAACAUCUUGGGCUAACUCAAAAGAUCUGACAGAGAUGCGACAUUGUGGCACAUCAUGAGAGUUUGCACCAGUGUGAUUCUGCCGCCUUUCUGGUUACUUUUGUCUCCUUGACACAAAGCGAUGUGAGAUUUGAAUUAGGCAGGUUUUUCUAAAAUCAGGAUACAGUAUCUGUGUUAACCCCAGGAUAAAAAAACAUUAAAUGUGAAGCACAUAACUUUGGUUGCCUAAUGUUUUAACUCAUUAACACACUUGUUCUGCAUCAGCUAACAACUUCAGACUUCAUGCCGCUUAACACAACAUGUCUGUCUCUGUAGUUUUUUUUUUUUAAAUCAGUCACAUGUUCAUGUGAGAGAAAGUGGAAGAGAUCAUUCCCGGUGCUCUUUUUUUGUAUUGAGUAUUGUUUUGGUACUAUUACUGUAUUUAAAGAUAACUCUGCUAAACAGAAUAAGACCACCAGUACUCUGUGCUCAUUAACUUUUCCAUUCAUACUUCCAAUCUGCUGUAUAUGGUCAUUUCAGCCUAUAUUUGAUCCGUGUAAACAUUUAAGGAUAGCUUUUAUUGACAAUUAACUAAUUGACUGGUCAUAGCAGGAAAAGCGCAGGUGUUAUUAUAACAUUAACAAUGGCUGUGUUCUACUUGAGUGUCCCAGUAAGCCAUGACAGUGCAAUCAUUAAUUGUAUUAUUUACACCUGUGCUAAGAAUGUUUUUGUUUUUAAUCCAGCUGUACCUGAUCUUACAAAUCAUUCUUCUCAUUGGCAAAAAAUGAUCAAAAUACACGUUUUGCGGAAUCAAAACAAUGUUAGACAUUGUCUCUUUAUUUUAGAUGUGAUUAAAAAGAUAUGUUGAUGCAUGUAAGCAGUUCAAAUAUUAAUUUAUGAAAGUGUUCCUCUUUAAAAUGCCUUUUUUGCUUUGUCACUGUAAUUAAAUGUAAAAUACUGUAGAUUACAUAAUUAUUACUGAAAUGAAGAUGGUUACUGGUUGAACCUAAAACCAGCCAUCUAAAUGUGAAUUCACUCUAUGACAGUAAAGCUAUGUAAAUAAAGAUGUUAAUCAUA